This is a messenger RNA of Canariomyces notabilis, 3300 nucleotides long. RefSeq lists its product as uncharacterized. The record is from RefSeq and is a predicted model, not a curated record. Bases 1 to 3300 code for a protein of 1099 amino acids. Gene Ontology annotation, molecular function: DNA binding. Lineage: Eukaryota; Fungi; Ascomycota; Sordariomycetes; Sordariales; Chaetomiaceae. The transcript has 2 exons.
AUGGCGACACCGUCGGUCGCUGUUCCGCCGGCGCCCCCAGCCUCCGCGGCGGCGUCAAAGGCGACUCCGGCCCCCGUAUCUACGGGUGGCUCUCUCCCUCCAUCGGAUAACCAAGCUACGCCGUCCGUGCAGCCGCCGAGCGGCGACAGCUCAGCACCCGCGGCCGUUCCCGGCCCUACCCCCAGCUUUGGGGUUAUCGCCACCGGCGAGUCCAAUCCUCAGGAUGCGAAUAGCGGCCUCUAUCGAGAUGGCCGAAUCCGCGAUCCGGUACCUAGCAAGCUCAAGGGGAAAACAGACGGCUCCAAGGGAAAUUUCAGUGUCAUGCAUAUGGAGGUCGCCGGAAGAAACGAGCCUACAGAGCGCGAUGCUGAGGCCAAGAGGACAAGCGAGAGUACCGAGCUGGCGGCCAAGCUAGCCUUUGAGAAUGGCUAUGUCUCCCUUCGGAGAAGUCGGUUUAUACAAAUCUCGCAGGGUCUCCAUCCAUCACCUGGGUCUUUCGUGCCCGCCCAAACCCCGGCGUCGGCGCCGGGGCCGACGCAGACUCAGUUCGAGCGCACCCGACCCCUGAGUCCCGAGGAAACCAAGGCUGAGCAGGCGCGCUUACUAACCCUCUUACGGAGCUUGCAUCCUGUCCUUGUGGUGGACCAGAUCUGUAAGGCACUUGCAUUCUUUGGCGGCAUCCCUGGGGCCCCCCCGCCGGCAAAUGGCGGGUUUCCGGAGAGCGCCGAGGCAAAUGGCUCGGGUAGCCUUUUCGUCGGCUGGAUUGCAGAGAUAUUCCCCAAACUUGGAGGAAACUCUGGACAGCAGACCUCGGGCCCUAAUCGGCAGUUGGUCCCUGAAGUGAGACGCAAGCGUGGCCGGCCGAAGGGAAGCAAAUCCAAAACAUAUCGCAAAGACAAAGGCAUCAAAAAGGGAUCAAUGAAGCCUGCGAAUGUGGCUUCGAACGCGGCUUCCAAGGCAGACCAACGUCAGCCCGGGAAUGCUCAGGACGACAGCUGGGUUGACGUCGACGACAAUGCUAUGGAGGUAACUGAUGAUGUGGAUGCCAACGUUAUGUUGCUCGCCCGAGCCACGGGCUCACAACCGCAAGAGGCCACGUCUACAACUGCUGCGCCUGGUGCCUCUGCCCGAACGGCAUUGCCAGGCGCCCCUGCUGCCAGUGGUACGACAACCGAAGGGGAGCCGAUCCGGAGGAAACGAGGCCGGCCCAAAGGUUCCAAGAACAAGCCGAAAGGGUUGGCGGCGCGCUCCGCACAAUUAUCUGGAGGAGCGCCACAGGCAGGCACUCAGGUUUCCCAGGCCCUUCAGGGACCCUCGCAAGGCAAUCAAGUAUCCCAGAUAUCCCAAAGUGCCCAGAGUGCCCAGAGUGCUCAAGCACAAGAAGGAUCUGCCGCACCCCAAUCCUUUACAUCCGUUAACUCGGCAGCGCCAGGAUCUGCCAAGAGGCCGGUCGGGAGACCGAAAGGCUCGGGCUCUACACAGAAACAGUCCCAAGGACAAUCCAGCGGGAUUUCACCGGAAUUGCAGCAGCAAAGCGAUCCAAGUAGCGUGCAGCCAGCCAACCCAUCUACUGUGCAAGUGCAGGCGGCGCCUUCUCAGGCGACGCAGACGGUGCAAGGCUCUCAAGGACAGGUUCUAACGUUACCCACCCCUCCAACGGCCAGCCCGGCCCGAACAAAAGCUGUUAGCAACACGGGGCAGAAGCGGAAGAGAAAGGGCGUGAAAGAGGCCGAGCAUUCCCAACCCGAUGUGAAUAACCAACAUAACCCUUCGUCUUCGUCCCCCCAGGUGAACAAUCUUACCUUACCUACGCCACCGAACAAUUCAAGGCCAUUUCCUCCCGAGCCCACUGGAGCAGCCGGACCUCCUCCCCCCAAACGUCAGCGGAAGGGCAAAGAGCCAAGAUUGUCAGGCCAGCAGGGAGAUGAAAAUACAUUGUCUACCGCCACUGGAGGAUCUGCAAAUGCUCCGGCUGCUGUUACAGUAUCCCUAGACUCAGUGCCGAAUCCCAGCCCUAGAUCAGCCCCAGCACCUCCACCUGCAGAGGCUCGUAAGCCGGAAUCCACUCUAGUUCCUUCUUCAGUCCCUGUCGAUCCGCAGGUGUCCAUAGACUCGCCCCAGCCGAGCCACUUUGAGGUACAGUCUCCAACGAUGGAGAACUACGAAGCGCAGUUGCAAGCUCAGUUGGAGCAGCAGGCCGAGGUUGAGCCGCAGGCGAUGGCAUCUCAAAAUCGGCCGGACCCGGCGCAUCUCAUGGCAACUCACGCACCACAACAGCAACAGCAGCAGCAGAAAUAUAGCCAACCACACCACCACCACCCCAGGCAGCAGCAGCAGCAGCACCAUGCUUCCACUGCCCACAGCCAAUCUCCCAAGCAGCAGCAGCUAAACUCACAGGGAACAGGGAGCCCAUCGAUCAGUCAGCAACAAGCCAGGAACUCUCAAGUUCAUUAUAGUUCAAACCGUGCUUCGGGCUCCCAAUACCAACACCAGCAGCAGCAGCAGCCACAGCGAAGCCAGCAAAACUAUGUGUCUCCGCAAACAGAGCACACGCAACCGCAGCAGCAGUUCUCAGGAGGACAGCAGGCUGCUCAAAGCACGCAGGUUCCCUCUACCCAGCAGUAUUCCACAAGUACCCGCCAGUCGCAGGCGUAUACUUCGAAGCCACAAUCCUAUACGCCAAGCCAGCAGCAAUUCUCAAGCGGCCAGCAACAGCUCGCCCAGCAACAGCGCUAUCAAGCUCAGCUAGCUACCACUUCGGCGGGUAGCACAUCGUAUGCACCGCCUCAGUCUUCGCAGUUUGGGACAUCUGCAAGCAAUAGUUACAGCGCUGAAGGUAACUAUCGCACCGCGGGUACGUCCCUCAGCACCACUUCGUACGGCCAACGAAACCAGCCUGCCGCAACGUCCGUCGCCGCCUCCCUUCGGGCUACCAGCACGCACGGCUUGCCACACCACACUCCGUCCUUUGGCACUUCCGCCGGUGCUCUACAGCAACAGCAACAACGCUCUGGCAGUGUAAAUAACCAGACGACGCAAAGUAUGCAAGGCUUGGCCGGUGUGCAGACGUUUGGCGGGAACGCUGCUACUUCCGAAUGGAGCCUCUUUGAUGCCGGCCAACUGGAUACGUCAAGCCACCAAGGAGCAAUGGGCCUAGCCAACGCAAACUACGGCGUCGGCGCUGCCGGCGUGCGAGCGGCAUCCAACCCGGGCUCUGCAUUCGCCUCAUCCGCUCUUGGUGCCUUUGAUACUUCCGGCCUGAGUGAUAGCGAUCGAUAUUAUGGGGUUGGUCGGAGAUGA